UGCUUUUAGGUUACGGUGAAAAAAAUCAUCCAUUCUCAAAAUUUGGGAGCUAAAACGUUACCAUUGAUUGAUUAUUAAGAAGGCUUUCAAUUUUUCGUAAAUCCCAACUAGGAGUAACUAGUAAUUACCCUCUCCUUCAUUCUCAAUUCAAUUCUCAGCACCUCUCGUCGGACGCCGUCGCGCAGCUGUCGUCGGUCUCCAUCUCCCGCCGCAAGCUCGCCCUUGCAUAUUCCCUCCCUCCCUCCCCCCAUCGCCUCUCUUGCUCUUCCUCUCUCUUCAUCUCCGAUUUUGUGGCAGUGCCAGAGCUCAGAAUCCACCCAGAAUUUUAUCUUCAGUGACGCCUCGUACAACUCGACCGUUGUGUCGUUGGCGGAGGUGCAGAGGCGCUAUUUAUAGUCUCAGUGAGUGCAAUCAGAAGGUCACCAUUUGAAAUUAGCUGAUCUUGCUGGGGAAAUUUUCGCUUUUGGGUUAGUCAUGGCGUAUGGUGGUCCAGCCACAGUGGCUGGCUCAGCUUCGACUUCGUCAAUCAGACAGGUCAAGCUGGACAGAGAGAGCGAGCUUAGGAUUGAAGUUGGAAGUGACUCGCCUCUCCGUUUGCGGCUGCUCUCCGGUAAUGCUGAGAUUUUCGGCACUGAGCUUCCUCCUGAAAUAUGGCUCACUUUGCCACCAAGGCUGAAAAUUGCCGUCUUCACUUGGUAUGGAGCCACACUUGAAAUGGAUGGGGCGACUGAAACUGAUUAUACAGCAGAUGAGACACCCAUGAUUGGUUAUGUGAAUGUUCAUGCCAUACUUGAGGGACGAAGAAGCCGUGCUAGAGCAUCAUCAUCUGAUGAUCCUGGUUCUACUCAGGGUCCAAGGGUAAUUGUUGUGGGGCCUACUGAUUCGGGAAAGAGCACCUUGUCAAGGAUGCUUCUUAGUUGGGCUGCAAAACAGGGUUGGAAGCCUACAUUUGUCGACUUGGAUAUUGGCCAAGGUUCUAUAACAAUUCCUGGAUGCAUUGCUGCUACUCCUAUUGAGUUGCCCAUUGAUCCCGUGGAAGGUAUUCCACUCGAAAUGCCGCUGGUUUACUUUUAUGGACACACUACUCCAAGCAAUAAUGUUGAUCUGUACAAAGUACUUGUGAGGGAGCUUGCUCAAGUACUGGAGAGGCAAUUAACUGGCAAUGCAGAAUCUCGAGCUGCUGGUAUGGUUGUCAACACAAUGGGAUGGAUUGAGGGAGUAGGAUAUGAGCUGCUUCUACAUGCAAUUGAUACACUCAAUGCAAAUGUUGUCUUGGUUUUGGGUCAGGAGAAACUUUGGAGCAUGCUCAAAGAUGUACUAAAGAACAAGCCUAAUGUAGAUGUUGUGAAACUUCAGAAGUCAGGUGGAGUUGUAUCCCGAAAUGCUAAAUUUCGUCAAAAGGCCAGGAGUUACAGAAUAAGGGAAUAUUUUUAUGGACCUGCAAAUGAUCUCUCACCACACUCGAACAUUGCAAACUUCAGUGAUCUUUUUAUUUAUCGCAUUGGAGGUGGGCCACAGGCCCCGCGUUCAGCUUUGCCUAUUGGAGCAGAACCUACUGCUGACCCCACUAGAUUAGUGCCUGUCAACAUUAAUCGGGAUUUGCUCCAUUUGGUUCUUGCUGUUUCAUUUGCUAAAGAACCCGAAGAAAUUAUCUCAAGCAAUGUUGCUGGAUUUGUUUAUAUUACUGACAUCGACAUCCAAAGGAAGAAAAUUACAUAUCUUGCACCAUCGGCCGGGGAGCUUCCAGGCAAGUAUUUGAUCGUCGGAACCUUAACCUGGAUUGAGACCUGAAAUCCAAUACCACAAGUUUGUUUGUUUUGUUUGUGACAUUAGGGCAGAGGAAGUAAAAGAGGGAACCAUAAAUUUUCUGAGGUCAAAAAUCAUUGUAGGCAUUAGAUGUGAAUAGAUAUAGUUCAGGAAUUUGUGUUGUGAUGCACUGUGCAAUUUUAAAUAUGGGGGUGAAUUUUUUAAACUUAUGAGAUGUUAGCCAAAGAUGAGGUAUCAAUUGUCAUGUCAAUCUUAGUUUCAAAUUCUUAAA
Cucumis melo (muskmelon) is the source of this 2038-nucleotide messenger RNA. Its product is annotated as protein CLP1 homolog. Gene Ontology annotation, biological process: tRNA splicing, via endonucleolytic cleavage and ligation. The record is from RefSeq and is a predicted model, not a curated record. Gene Ontology annotation, molecular function: polynucleotide 5'-hydroxyl-kinase activity. Bases 475 to 1791 code for a protein of 438 amino acids. Gene Ontology annotation, cellular component: nucleus; mRNA cleavage factor complex. The transcript is spliced from 11 exons. Lineage: Eukaryota; Viridiplantae; Streptophyta; Magnoliopsida; Cucurbitales; Cucurbitaceae.